This is a messenger RNA of Anopheles merus, 2279 nucleotides long. RefSeq lists its product as uncharacterized. Bases 1161 to 1676 code for a protein of 171 amino acids. The transcript has 2 exons. NCBI's taxonomy places the organism in Eukaryota, Metazoa, Arthropoda, Insecta, Diptera, Culicidae. The record is from RefSeq and is a predicted model, not a curated record.
AAUAGACGGCUUCGGAUUAGUGCGAUAUCUCGGGAGGAAGGUAAAAGCGGGUAAACAGAAACAUCAACCAACAAAGGUGUGGAAAAAGUGUUUCAUUUGUGUUGCAAGUGCACAUCCGCUCCUGUUCGCCGUAGGCUACCGUUUGGCGAAGGCUGAUUUUGAUAGACUGUUGUGCUGCAGCGAGUUAUUAAAAUUUCUCCAACCUGAUUUGUUACGAAACUGUUCAUACAACCCCGGAGCAACCGGAAAAGCUUAUAGUCAUCAUUGUCGUCGGUUUUAAUUAAAUCAUCCAGCUUGUUUGACGACCAGAGGCCUCAAAGCAUUGCAGAGACCAGCGCAUUGCAAAAGGUGAACGACUGAAGCCAUCAAAGUUUGACCACGAAUUGUGCGUAAUCGCAACCAGCCAAACGUUCGCUGCCGCAUGUGUGCGUGUGGCUGUCUGUCUGUAGGUGAAGCUGCAUCAGCAAGAGCGCCAGAAGCGGCAGCAGUGUAGCAUUCGUUACAGUUAUUUGUUCGCUCCCAAUCCGCUUGAUCCGGCUAUCCCGGCUGUGCACAGUGCGCUGAGAGAAGAGAAGAAAGUCAAACACACGACGCGAUCAUCGUGAAAACAAAACAGCCUCACUGCCAACACUCGCACGGGACGAGGCGGACGGCAGCGCGCUUGAGAGAGGUGCUAUCUCGCGGGCUGGAUGCUUGCAGAUCAGGAACCUAGAUAAACCUGAAAACUAGAACCCCGGGAAAAGCGUACGAAAGAAAGCGCCCGGACGAUAGAGAGGGAGAAAAACUGGUAUCGGAAAGCUUGCCAACCACCACCACCACCAACGCGGCAGCAUCAGAGUGUGGGGCAGCAUAGUUCCAGUUUCACAUAACACACACCACAGUCUGCAAAGGUAGGCGCAGUGAAGAUUGUUGUGCGACUCUAGGCUCUUCUCGGCUCCGUUCUUCCCUUGGUUGUGUCGGAAAGAGGCGACAAAAAGUGCCGUUGUUCUUUUUAGCAUCGUGUCAGCUACGGUUUGAUGUUGCAUGUUUUCGCUUACUUUAACAUUUGGCUGAUUUGUUGUUAAAUUGUCAGAUCCACCUGGCAAAGACAAACCCCUCUGCCCAGUGCGAAUUAUCUCUACCUUACCUGUGUGUCUAAAGCAUCACUCUCCCCUCGAACAAUGUCAUCAAACGGAUCGUACAAUUUAACCGUGGACGGCGAGCUUCGCUAUGUUGCCCAGUGGUUCGAAGAGUGGAGUGACUUCCAACGAGAAGACUUCAUACCGUACCUGGUGUCCUACCUGUCACAGCAAUCCGGGAGCGUGGGGUACGUGAACGGACUCAUCAGUGCCAUGGCGCAGAUUAAUCCCGGUCAGGAUAAACCGAUGAGUCUGUUUCAGUGCAGGGUAAAGCUAUUCAACGAAUGGUGCAUCAAAUGGCCGGAAGAGUUCAAAGCUAAGCUAUUGGAGCGUCUAGAGCAAACCGAUAGCACGUUUGGCGCACGAAUACGAACGGAACUGGAGUGCAGCGCCAAGCCGAUGAAUGGCUGCCUGGAACAGCAGCCCGAAACGCAGCAGACAAACGCGGAAGCAGCAGCGAGAGAGCUGGCAGAUGACUCAGAACCAAUCGGCUUGAUCGUGAAUGCUGAACCCGUCAUUGUGGCGGCAAAUGCCAUCCUCGUCGCAGACGAAGAUUAGGUGUAGUGCGCUGAGUACGCGACAGCGCAACGAUAUGAACAUUCCAACCGGGUACCUUUAAUUGCGCCCCUUUGUCUUGCAAACCACAGGGGCAUAACCGAUCAUGACAGGCGCCGUACAUGUUCGUGGCGAUGCCAUUUAUAAUAGCAUCAUAAGGCAAAAGACACACUAACUAUUUAUUACCUACUGGUCUUUAAAAGUAGCCAUUCCACAAAGAGGAUAUCGUACCUCGAAUUUCACAGUUCCAUUAUGCAUUAUUUAAAUAUUACAUUUUUUUCACUAAUCUACUAUACCCAUGGGUAUGAAGAAUUGUUGAAUCUCGGCGAAGACAGCUCGAAUUGUUCCCAGUAUUAACAGAAGGAACAUAGGCAUGCUAACUGUUCAAAAAAUACUAUUGGAUUGAGCAUAUAAAAGACUUACUAAUUUCUCACUCAGUAUACACCGUUCGAAGAUAAUCAAAUAAACCCGUUUUCAAUUGGAUUGAGAUCGGACAUUUAAAAAAAAGAAUGAUCGUUCAGCAGUGUGAUCAUUCUUCCGCCUGCCGUUUAUCGUAUCACUAGUGUAAAUGAGCUGUACUGAAUAAAGUAUAAAUAUUAACAAAAC